AUGGUUGGGCAUAAUAACACGAUAAAAAGAGUACCGCCGUUUAUGAAAGAGCUAGAAGAUAUUUAUAACAUAUGUUAUAGCGGCUUAAAUAAAAUUGACAAGUGUAUUUUUGUAAAAAAAAUAAAGAGAAGAAUAAAUAUACAUGAGAUAGAUAUGUACCAAUUAUGUAUUCUUCAUUAUCAACUAUGCAAUAAAGAGAAGAUAUAUAAAAUGUCUUAUGUUCAAGAAGAUAUGGAUAUAAGCAAUUGUUUUUUUGACAGGGGUGAAACAAAGAUAUAUUUUUCGAAAGAUGGAAAUAUAGGUUGUUUAUUUAAUACAAAUGAAAAGAAAUUAAGAAUUGAAUUAUUCAAAAAUGUAAGCGAUAAUGGUAAUUUCUUUUUUACAUGUAUGAAUAGUAUAUUGAUUAAUGAUUUACAUAAAAAAUUCUUUAUAUAUGAAUCUUUCUGUUCUUUUAAUACUAAUAAUACUCUAUUAAUAUAUAGUGCUGAAAAUAAAGAUCAAAGGCUAAAAAAAGAAAAAAACAGCUUACAAGAAAAAGAUUUAGAUGCAUGGGAUAAAUUAAAUAAUGGAAUCUACGUAGAAACCUUUGGAGAACAAUUUAAUUGUAAUUCUUUUUAUUUAUAUUUAUAUAAUUUAUUAGAAAAUAAUAUAAAAUAUAUAACCGUCAAAGAUGUCACAAGUUGUUAUUACUCUCCACAAUUUAUUGAUGAAAAUUCUUUUGUUUGUUUAUCGUAUAGAACUACACCAUAUAGAUUAGGCAUCUACGCUUUUAAUAUAAGACCUAAUGAUUUGUAUUUAUGUACAUUGAACGAAGCAGAUUUGAAGAUCUGUGACGACAGAAAUAAAUACAAAUCAAACAAUACUAAUAACAGCAAUAAUAACAACAAUAAUAAUGAUAAUAAUAAGGCUUAUGUUAGGUGUGCUUAUACAAAAAUUUCAUCAAAAAAUUUUAAACAUACCGCAUCUCCAUAUAUUAUAAAACAUGAAGAUACAGUAUAUGUAGCAUGUUUAGUUGUCUUCUCUAAAAAUCAAGAAUGUAAACAACACAUUACCGAAUAUAAUUUGGUAUUAAUAAAACUAAAUAAACAAGAAACAAAAUCAACAAGCUUUUUACAAGACCAUGAAAAGGAAAACGUUAAGGAAAAGGCACACCAAAAUGGAAAUAUAAAUAUAAACAUUAAUAGUAAUAAUAAUAGUAAUAGUAAUGGUAAUGGUAAUGGUAAUGAUGUACACCCGAAUAAGGUACAAGAAAAAAAAGAUGAGAAUCUUCUUGUUAAUAUAAACAAUUCAACUAUUUAUCAUCCAAACGAAAGCAACGAAAAACGAAACAGUCUUACAAAUGAUUAUGAGAACACCAACUAUAGUUAUGAGGACAAUUAUGUACAUAAUGAUGAUAACGAUAUAUAUAUUAAUGGAUAUUUAAAAAAGUUUCAAAACGAAAAUACAAAUGAAGAAAAUAAUAAUAAACGUGAAUAUUCUUAUGAUACGAAUAAACAAUAUGAUGAAGAUACCUGUUAUGAUACCUUAUCCGAUGUACAUAAACAAUAUACAUGUGGCGAUGAAGAUGAUUUGAAUAAUGGAUAUCAUAAUAAUAAUAAUAAUAAAUUAAAAGAAGAAGAUGGUUGUACUUAUCAUAUGCAUGAACAUAAAGAUGAUGUUUGUAAUUAUACUAAAGUUCAAACAGAAAUACUUAUUAAAGAAGGGAAUUAUACUACAUAUUUUAGAGGAUUAUAUACAAACGAAAUCAAAGGAUGUUGUUAUCCAUAUAUUUUUUUAAAUACUAUUUUAUAUUGUAGUAAAAUAGUAGUAGCAGUUCAUAUGUUUACCAAAAAAAUAUAUAGAAUUCUAAUAAGUAAUAUAUACCAUGAAGAUGAUUUUAAUACAAGUAUAGAAAUAUUAACCAUGAAAAAUGACAACAUCUUGAUAAGUAUAAGAAAUAUGUUAUUAAAUGAUGUAUUAGCAUAUUGUAUAUUUAAUGAAAAAAAUAUACAUGGAGAUUAUAUAUAUUUAAUAAAUUUAAAAAGUUAUAAUUUGGAUUUUCACAAAUAUGAAAGUCUCCAAGAUGGCAACAUCUGCACAAAACAUGCGAAAAAUAGUUGUGAUGGUAAGCAUAAUAAUAUAUGUGAUGGUAAGCAUAAUAAUAUAUGUGAUGGUAACCAUAAUAAUAUAUGUGAUGGUAACCAUAAUAAUAUAUGUGAUGAUAACCAUAAUAAUAAUAUAUGUGAUGGUAACCAUAAUAAUAAUAAUAAUAAUAAUUGCGAUGGUCAUGUUUCGACGCAGAAAAGCAACACUUGUAAAAAUCAUAAGGGAAGCAUUUUAUACUUAUCGUUAAACGAUAACUCAAAAAAAUUAUUUAUGCUCCUAAACGAAAUGGUAACAUCACUAUUUCAAGAUAAACAUCCAUAUAUAAGAAGAAAAGAUGCACACUUUAAUUUAUUAUAUGAAAAUGAAAAUAGCUUUUUAUAUGAUAUUCAAGAGAAAAAUUUUAGUUUAUCUAAUUUUAAUUUAUUUAAUAAAAAAAAAUUAAGAAAUCUUAUUUUAUAUAUACAUGGAGGUCCUUAUAGUAUAACAUUAAAUGAAUAUAAAAAUAUAUUCAUAUACUUUGCAGCAUCAGGUUUUGAUGUUUUGUGUGUUAAUUAUAUUGGUUCCUUAUCCUUUUCCGAUAAACUUAAUAUAUUAAGUGGUCAUAUUAAUUCAAUAGAAAUAGAUGAUAUUAUUAAUAUUUUUAAAGAUUUUGUAAAUUAUUUUGGAGAUUAUGAAAAUAUUUAUUUAUAUGGAGGAUCCUAUGGAGCAUUUGCAUCAUGUUCAUUAUUAACAAAAUAUAACUCUUUAUUUAAAAGUGCUUGUAUUAUUAAUGGAGUAUAUGAAUGGAUUCUAUCUACAUAUUCAAGUGAUGUUCCGGAUUUCUUUCUUAACAUAACUAGAAAUAAAUUUUCAGAAUAUGAUUAUAAUUUAAGCAAAGAAGAUUAUGAACAACUAUAUGAUAUGUCUCCUAUUAAUUUUGCUCAUAAUAUAUCUUCUCCAAUUCUAAUUAUAUCCUCAAAAGAUGAUAAACGAGUAUCUUAUCAUAAUAGUAUUGCUUUAUAUAAUAAACUUAGGGCUCUUAAAAAAAAAUGUAAGCUCUUUCUAUUUCAAAAUACAAAUCAUUCCAUAGAUAAUUAUUCUUAUGAUGAAACCAUGUUGCUCAACAUUAUCUUGUGGUUCUACGACUAUGACGAUAAAAGAAAAAAAUAA
Molecule: messenger RNA, 3234 nt
Organism: Plasmodium reichenowi
Lineage: Eukaryota; Apicomplexa; Aconoidasida; Haemosporida; Plasmodiidae
Product: peptidase, putative
Exons: 1
Coding region: 1-3234 (1077 amino acids)
Biological process (GO): proteolysis
Molecular function (GO): serine-type endopeptidase activity
Source: RefSeq, a predicted model, not a curated record